AUGAUACGUAGCGGGGCGGCGUUCAACCCCAUGCGCCGCACGCCGCCACCGCCACCGCACAUCGACACGUUUCAAUUAAUUCCCGAUGAUUACAUCAAAAUGACAUCGGCGGAUGGCCAUAAUUUUCUUGUGCAUUACAACUGUGCCCGCGCCUCGCCACUCAUUCGGAAGUGUUUUGCCGACCGUGUUGACCUCGAUCUCCCUGCCGUAAGCAUCAGCUGGGGCGAGACCGAGAAGAGCCCGCCCACUGUUCACUUCCCAACCCUGGCGGCAGCGCGAUUAGAGGUGAUUAUUCAAUACCUGUACUACAAACACCGCUACGAGGGGGAAACGGAGGGCCGGCCGUCUUUUGAUAUCCCGGUGGAGGCCGCACUGGAGGUGAUGAAAGUCGCAGAGACGCUUCAGUGUUGA
Messenger RNA from Trypanosoma cruzi, 411 nucleotides. RefSeq lists its product as uncharacterized. The transcript has a single exon. Gene Ontology annotation, biological process: ubiquitin-dependent protein catabolic process. Gene Ontology annotation, molecular function: protein-macromolecule adaptor activity. Gene Ontology annotation, cellular component: elongin complex. The record is from RefSeq and is a predicted model, not a curated record. Bases 1 to 411 code for a protein of 136 amino acids. NCBI's taxonomy places the organism in Eukaryota, Euglenozoa, Kinetoplastea, Trypanosomatida, Trypanosomatidae.